Molecule: messenger RNA, 4672 nt
Organism: Girardinichthys multiradiatus
Lineage: Eukaryota; Metazoa; Chordata; Actinopteri; Cyprinodontiformes; Goodeidae
Gene: itpka
Product: inositol-trisphosphate 3-kinase A
Exons: 7
Coding region: 546-1904 (452 amino acids)
Biological process (GO): inositol phosphate biosynthetic process
Cellular component (GO): nucleus; cytoplasm
Molecular function (GO): inositol-1,4,5-trisphosphate 3-kinase activity; inositol tetrakisphosphate kinase activity
Source: RefSeq, a predicted model, not a curated record
GUGCUUAACCCUAAACAUUGGAUUGUGCUGGAUAUAAGCCACAUUAAAGCUGGAAAAGGCUUUGAAAUGAUUAAAAAUUUGAGAAUUUGACUGUAGUGUGUAGACUUCUGAGAUCCACUGUAAGGGUAGGAGACAAGCAGCCCGCAUUUGUUAACAUCUAUUAUAAGGACUGUUGCAGAACUGAGGCAGCAGAGAGCCUGGAAUCGUGUCAGCAGCUUUAAACUGUUCAGUCAGGAAGCGAGAGAAGCAAUGCGGAAGAUAAUAAACAGCAGCAGUGUGUGUGUGUGUGUGUUUGCGUAUGAGUGUGAGUGUAAAACCGCGCAGAAGGGCGAGCCACGCCACUGAAGAGGGGUUCCCCUUACUGACAGUGUGAGAGUGCACAGGCUGCCAGAGGCGUUUCCCAGACAUCAGAGGAUCCGGAGCGGAUCGGCAGGACUUCCAGAGUCCGGACUGCCUGCGUGGGAACUUUCUCACAGUGAAAUGACCAGAUUUGAAGGCUGAGCUGAAGCGGAGUCUCGCCCGUGCGCCAAACGGCCAGAUCUCAAAUGCCCAAAGAGUGUAGGAGAAAGUCCUCCAAGGACUUCGGGCUCUCUGGGACUGGACUAAGCGAUGGAGGUCGCAUAGAGAGAAGGGCAGUCGGGAGGUCUCCCCAGAUCUGCACUGAGUUCAUCCAGAAAGCUGCCCUCGUCGUCGCGCCGCCCGCAGCGCCUAUGGAUGCGCCUAUGGUGCCGCAGGUCACUAUCACCCCGGAGGGAGGCGGCUCCUCCAGGGAGAUCCAGGAGGAAGACCUGGAUGGUACUGGUGACGGAGCCCUGCGCAGAAAGCUGUCCAACUCCUCCAUCUCCUCCACAGGCUCCUCCACGGUGGAGUCUGAGGAUGAUCUGCUGAGCGACACGGAGAGCAAGAGCAAAGGCCUCGUCACUUUGGAGCACCUGGUCUGCACAGAGAGAAAACCUUGGAGAAAGCUGAAGACGUACAUCCGCUGGCCCUUCAACGCUUCCCAAAAGAAGAAACUAAGCUGGGUCCAGCUAGCGGGUCAUAAAGGCAACUUCAAAGCUGCAGAUGAGGGCACCAUUCUGAAAAAGUUAUCAGAGAAUGAGAUGCAGUGUUUCGAGAAGCUGCGGGACGACGUGCUGCUCCCUUAUGUGCCGGGAUACCACGGAGUUGUGGAAAAUGAUGGAGAGAUCUUCUUGCAGAUGACUGACCUGCUGGCUAACUUCGAUCAUCCCAACGUGAUGGACUGCAAAAUGGGAGUGAGGACAUACCUGGAGGAGGAACUUGUCCGAGCGAGGGAGCGACCCAAGCCUCGGGAGGACCUGUACAAGAAGAUGGUGGAGGUGGACAGUGAAGGCCCAACUCCGCAGGAGCAUUUCCAGCGGGGCGUCACCAAGCCUCGCUACAUGCAGUGGAGGGAGAGCAUGAGCUCCACCAACACGAUGGGCUUCAGGAUAGAGGGCAUCAAGAAACAUGACGGUACAUGUCAGACUGACUUCAAGAAAACCAGAUCAAAGCAGGAUGUCAUCCAGGUCUUCAAGGACUUUGUAGGAGGGGAUGCCAGCAUCAUUAAGUCUUACCUGCUCAGGCUGACAGAGAUCCGGCACGCCCUGCAAACAUCUGAGUUCUUCAAGCAACACGAGGUUAUUGGCAGCUCUCUCCUCUUUAUCCACGACCACACAGGCCAUGCACAGAUCUGGAUUAUUGACUUUGGGAAGACCACAGCUUUGCCCGAGGGUCGGACUUUAAGCCAUGAGAUUCCCUGGCAGGAAGGCAACCGAGAGGACGGAUACCUGUGGGGCUUGGAUAACCUCAUCCUCACACUUGAGGCUGUAUGCAAUGAAGGGAGCAGAGCAGAAACCAACGACAACAGUCUAACUACACAUGCUCACACAGCCAGUGACCUUUGAAGUUGGAGGGAGCUUCAGAUAUUGAAAAUGAACUCCACAAAAAGACCCUUGCAGUUGGGUCACAGACCUUGAUUUGUUUUGGGUGAAUUGUUAGCACAGAGGGCUCCUACCACACAAGAGAACUUAUUUAGCACUGACACUGACAGAAAGGGGUCAAUUGACACUGAACAGGGGGAAGCAGAAAGUUUCUUACAAGUAAGUUAAUUAUUGCUCUAAUGAACCGACACUAAAUCAUCUUCCUGCGAGGUGAACAGACAUGAAAGAGCAGGGUUCCUGUCUUCAGUUUAACGGGAUGAAAAUGAGAAAAUCACGAUGAGAACCAGAGGGAAGAAGCUUCCCUCAUCCCACCAUCCGCUGUAAAAGCCUUACAUGUAAUAUUAAAGUCUUCAACUGACAGACCUCAUACUGCAUUAUAGCGCCCCCCCCAGAGAAGCGCUACUUAGCUUUUGGACUACUAUGAGUUGUCUUUAAAAACAUUUUUGCAUUAAAUUGAAUGAAUUUUGUAAUCAGACUUCAGCACUGGAUACUCAACCAUAUGUUACAGCACAUGAUUAAUUAAAGAAAAUCAGCAUAUAAUAACUGUUGUAAAGAAGGAAAAUGGACAUUUGGUUUAUUUUGUUUGCCAAGAGUAAAACACCAUUAUAGAGUAUAAAACCAGCAGAGGCGGAAUCUAUUAUUUUAUAUUCCCUGUAAAAAGGAUCAAGUUGUUAAAUGUGUAGUGAUAUUAAGAUACUUUAAAUUAUGCUAAUUUCAUAAGCCAAUAAGUCUCAGAAUGUGUUAAAAAAUAUUUUAUUUAACGAUCUCUUUUGCUCAUUAAAAGAAUCAGGAUUUGAUUUUUGAAUCUAUUAAAGAUAAUAAAUGAUGUCAAUCAGCUGUAUCAGGCCCAGAACACACUCCGCAAGAACAUGGAAAGCAGUUUUUUAACUAAAGGUGGCAAGAACAAGAACAAGGUUCUUUCUAGCACGGACAUUUCAAACACGAGAACUCAAGCACAGAACUCCUGGAAACUCCACCAAGUCUGCUCCUACCGUAGCAUUUGUAAAUAUGUCAGAAACCAAACAAGAACAAAGUUCUGCCCAGAUAAUCCCAAAUCAGGGCUGCAAGUCAUUUUGUUCUUGCAGAAAGAAUUUGUUUUCUGUUUUUGUGGAGGAUGUACACCCUAUCCACCAGAUGGUGAAUAAAAGGCCUGUCUUUUUUACACUUUCCCAGGUGCCACCCAUCUGACCUCUAUCGAGAACAGAGUAAACGUUCAGAUUUUGUGUCAGUUGUGCAGCAGCAUUGAAAAUUAUCCAGGCGAACCCACGAUCAGCUGAUCCGCCUCAUCUGCUGAUGGAUUGAUACAUCAGUCAGGGUCAACCGACCUCUCUCCGGAUGAUAUUUAGCUGAACAAAACAACACCAAAUGUAACAUCCAUCUAACAUCUAGUUCUCUCUCACUGAUAUUAACAAUUUCAGUUUGCUGUAAUCAUAAUAGUGAAUGCUUAAAAAAUACUUCAUGAUCUAAUCUCAUUUUACUGUCCAUUAGGUUGCUGUUACAGUUGUGUUAGUUGUAAUACGGGUGCAAACUGUGUGUCACUGAGAGCAUGCCUGAUGGAGGUACAACUGACUAAACAUGGCUCCCUGUGACCAUGAAAUGACUGGGUUCCAGUCCAAACUAACAUGUUACAAUCUGGAGUUGUUUGCAACAAAUUUUAAAUUUUGUUGCAUUUAAAUGCUGUCAGGAGUUUCACAGGAAGCUGCAGUAAUAAAAACAAUGUUACAGAUGUGCUCUUUAAGGGUCUCAAGAGAAAGACCAGACCAAGACAAGACAACACGAAAGGAACCCACAAAAACCUAACAGAACCUUGUAAUAAAAAAUCCUAUCUAACCCUUAAACUUAGCCCAUUCAGAAAGAGUUCUUCCUCUGUGAAAUUAAGAGUACACAGACGUAGGACUGGAGAGAAACAUUUCGUUAACCCGUAUUGCAUAAUUGCCUAAAUCAUAUUUUGGCUUAAAUGAGUUAAGCAAUUAUGCUAUGAGGCUUAGGUACAGUGUCAAGACAGUUUUCAGUCGGAGUGUUGGCCUGCUGUCUUUAUGAAUUUCCGUGUUCUCCCAGUGCAUGCAUGGAUUCUCUCCAGUUUCCUCCUGCAGACCAAAAAUACACUAUUUGGUCUAUUUAUUCUAAGGCCAUGAGGAACCCAUUCUACAGUUCUUUAAUGUUGGAUGAACUUCAGGAAGCCACAUUUAAACCCCUCUUUGCAGACUUCUUUAAAUAAAAUUCCCUGCGCCAUAAAAAGUCUAAAAUCAUAAUUUACUAGUUUUUUCCAUCUUAAAAGAAUAUAUUCACACUAAUAAGUGAGUUAACCCUCAGUCAGUCAGUCAUCAGUCUGUCAGUUAUUUUUUUCUAGCGCUUCUUCCAUAGUGGGUCGCGGGGAAGCUGGUGUCUAUCUCCAGCAGUCUAUGGGCGGGAGGCGGGGUACACCCUCGACCGGUCGCCAGUCCAUCGCAAAGUUAACCCUUGAGUGUGAUCAUUUGAUGCAAUUUAAUUGCUAUUUAAGUAAUGGAAACCCAUUUAAAGGCAACUGUUGCCCUGACAUAGCAACGUGACCUUGCAGUUAUUGCCUUAAAGAUAACAGAGAACCAUUAUACUAUCAGCAUGUGAGCAUAAAAUGUUGGUAGUGUUUAGGUAUGUGUAAUGUUAAAAUACAUACCAUUUAUAUGUACUCUGAUCUUAGCAUUUUAGCAUAUAAAUUUGAAUCUGCUUACAAUAAAAUAAUGUUUAAACUUUGA